Messenger RNA from Varanus komodoensis (Komodo dragon), 1158 nucleotides. RefSeq names its product keratin 80 (gene KRT80). The transcript is spliced from 8 exons. Gene Ontology annotation, cellular component: keratin filament. Gene Ontology annotation, biological process: intermediate filament organization; keratinization. Gene Ontology annotation, molecular function: structural constituent of skin epidermis. The record is from RefSeq and is a predicted model, not a curated record. Bases 1 to 1158 code for a protein of 385 amino acids. Lineage: Eukaryota; Metazoa; Chordata; Lepidosauria; Squamata; Varanidae.
AUGGGUGACACCAGCAGGAAAACCUUCAGCUCUUCAAGCUUCACUGGAUAUGGCCACCGUGCUUACCCAAAGGUUUCCGUCAACAAACGGCUCUUAGCUCCACUGCAUCUGGACAUUGACCCCUCCUUCCAGGAGAUCAGGAACAAGGAGAAAGAGGAGAUAAAGACACUCAAUAACCAGUUUGCUGCUUUGAUUGGGAAGGUCCAGAGUCUGGAACAACACAACCAAGUCCUGCAUACCAGGUGGAACUUUCUGAAAGAACAAGACCACUCCCUUUCUGACUUAGACAUCAAACUCCUCUAUGACCAGUACAUGAACAAACUGAGCCGCGAGGCCCGGUCUAUCGAUGUCGAGAAAGAACAGUUGGACUCAGAGCUUGAUGAAGUGCUAGAGGCCAUGGAUGCCUUUCGGAACAAAUACGAGGAAGAAAUAAACAAACGCACUGGGAUGGAAUUCACCUUCACAGCACUCAAAAAGGAUCUGGACAACUGCUUCUUGCACAAAACUGAACUGGAAGCAAAACUGAGCGGACUUCAGGCUUGGGUGGAGUUAAUGAAAAAUAUCCAAGAGGAGGAACUUGAGGAAGCAAUGUCACAAAUCAAGGACGUCUCAGUUGUGCUCGGGAUUGACAACAACAGAUACAACCCAGACCCACACAAGAUCGUGGAAGAAGUGAGAGCUCAGUACGAAGCCCUGGCGAUCCGGAGUUGGGAAGAGUUAGAGGCACUCACCCGAACCAAGCUGAAUGAAAGAGAGGUGCUCUCUGCUAGGUUUGGGGACCAUCUCCUUAAUGAUCGAAGGGUGAUUGCUGAGUUAAACAUCCAGAUCCAGAAGAUGAGGUCCUGCAUCGUGUCUUUGAAAAGCCAGUGUCUGCAUCUAGAGAAUAAUAUCAAGGAGGCCGGGAUACAAGGUGAAACCGCCCUCAGUGAUGCCAAAGCCAAACUAGCUAAAUUGGAAGAAGCCCUUCACAAUGCUAGGCAGGACUUGGCUCAGUUGGUGAAGGAAUACCAAGAGCUGAUGAAUAUCAAGCUGGCCUUGGACUUAGAGAUUCUCACCUACAGGACGCUGAUGGAAGGUGAAGAGAGCUGCUUCACCAAAUUCCAGCAUCACAUCCACCUCGAAUGUGACAACCAGAGCAAAAGCAGAUUUGAUAGAUAA